UUCUUGUUUGUUUUAUUCGACUUUUGUUUACAUGAAAGAUUAAGUACAUGCUUUUUGAUAUUGUAUUCCUUUAAUUUCCUUUUGGUAUAUUUACUUUUCUCUUUGUUGUAUCCUAAGUGUCCAACACAUUUUAUUUUAUGUUAAGUUAUUAUGUAGUUUAGCUACCGAAAAUUUGUAUACAAAUAAAAAUGAAUGCACUUCUGAAGAUUAAAAUGCUCCGUGGCAGUGCAUAUAAAGAACGUAUAGCACGACAAACACUCAGAGAUACCUUAGAUUGUAUAAAUUUGCCUGAUGCAUACUUACUGAAAAACUGUGGAGUAAACAAAGCAGUGUAUCAUCAAAUUUUAAGGAUAUUAGAACCAGUAGUUCCUAAAACUCAACGUUCAAAUGGAAUACCAUUUCCUCUGAAGGUACUAGUUACAUUAUCAUUUCUGGUGAGUGGUUCCCACCAGAAAUUAAUUGGGAAAGAUUUUCACAUAAAUAUCUCACAAAAGUCAGUCAGUAGAAUAAUUAAAAUUAUCAUUGAGAGCCUUAAUAUGGUACUUGACCAAUGGGUUGUCUUUCCCAGCACUGUGAUGCAAAGAGAACAGGUCAAAGAAGGCUUCUAUAGAAAAUACCAUUUUCCUGAAACAAUUGGAUGUUUGGAUGGAACUUAUGUUGAGAUUGUGUCUCCAAGGGAAGAUGAAGAAGCAUUUUAUGACAGAAAAGGACAAUACUCAAUACAUGCACAAAUUGUAUGUGAUGCAGAUACAACAAUAAUAGCAGUAUGCUGUAGAUUUGGCGGUGCUGCCUCUAAUACAUAUAUAUGGAAUAAAAUGAAUAUAAGAUCAUAUAUAGAAAAUAUGAGCAGACAAGGUGAAACUGGAUGGAUAUUAGCUGAUAACAAAUAUCCACAGCGUGCUUGGCUCAUGACUCCAAUAUUACAUGCACCCCAAGGAACACCUGAAUCUCAAUAUAAUCAUUUUCAUGGUCGCACUAAAGCAUGCAUAGACAGAUGUAUCAGCAAGCUCAAAGGGCGAUGGCAAUGUCUCUACAAACGACCAUUACAUUAUACUCCACAUAGAGCUGCUAAGAUAAUCAAUGCAUGUGCAGUUCUCCAUAAUCUUUGUAUAAAAGCUGGAAUACCUGAUCCUGACCCAUACAUACCAAUGCUAACAGUGAAUGAAAUAACAGAAAUAAUUGAUGACAAUAUGGAUGACCUGUAUAUAGGUAUAGAAGUGAGGAGGCAGCUUGCUGAACGUAUUUAUUACACUGUAUAAUUAAGAAUAUAAGACUGAAUAAAGAUUAAAUAAAAAUAAAUUAUAAUU
This is a messenger RNA of Achroia grisella, 1307 nucleotides long. Its product is annotated as putative nuclease HARBI1. The coding region runs from base 189 to 1259 and encodes 356 amino acids. The transcript has 5 exons. NCBI's taxonomy places the organism in Eukaryota, Metazoa, Arthropoda, Insecta, Lepidoptera, Pyralidae. The record is from RefSeq and is a predicted model, not a curated record.